AUGCUUCUUUUUUUGUUUGUAGGAGAGAAUGGGAGAAGAGAGGACAUCACUCUUCUCCCGAUUAUUCAUAAGUUAGCUUCUUUUUCUUUCUACUUCUUUUGUAAGAAACAGCCAAAUUUAUCUACUGGUAUUAACCAAAGUUUUUUCGUAUUCACAAACAGCUCUCUGUCAUUCACCUACGACUCUGUCUUUUUCAUUUCUUUUCUAUCCUUAACUAUUCUGUUCUUUGUUUUUCUCUUUCUUUUCAUUUCUCUUUCUCUCAAGAUCUUUUUUGUUUUUCUCUUCCUUUUCUUUUAUUUCUUUUUAUUUCUCUUUCUCUCAAGAUCUUUUUUCUUCUUUGUUUUUCUCUUUCUUUUCUUUUAUUUCUUUUUAUUUCUCUUUCUCUCAAGAUCUUUUUUUUUUUUUUUUUUUUUUUUUUCUUUUAUUUUUUUAUUUCUUUUCUCUCAAGAUCUUUUUUCUUCUUUGUUUUUCUCUUUCUUUUCUUUUAUUUUUUUUAUUUCUCUUUCUCUCAAGAUCUUUUUUCUUCUUUGUUUUUCUCUUCCUUUUCUUUUAUUUCUUUUUAUUUCUCUUUCUCUCAAGAUCUUUUUUCUUCUUUGUUUUUCUCUUUCUUUUCUUCUAUUUCUUUUUAUUUCUUUUCCUCUCUUCAUCCCAAGUUCUUUUUCUUUGUUUUUUUCUUUCUCUAUUUUGCUUCUAUUUCUUUACUUUUUCUUCUUGGGUUUUUCUCUUUCUUUUCUUUUCAUUUCUCUUCAGUCCAAGUUCUUUUUUCUCCUCAACAUUUUCAUAUUUCUCUACUUCUCCUCUUCCUCCUCCACCUUCACCAGGGUUUCCUUGUAA
Messenger RNA from Acanthosepion pharaonis, 834 nucleotides. Lineage: Eukaryota; Metazoa; Mollusca; Cephalopoda; Sepiida; Sepiidae. The record is from the annotation of a GenBank genome assembly.